UUGAACGACACGCUUCUCCUAGCUAUACAUAUGUCUGUCAACCUGGCGAGGAUUACACAUGUUGUUUACAAGCAGUGUAUUUAGCCGUAAAUGAUGAAUGGAGUCAAAGAGAAACAGGUUGAACAGGCGUUGCUAGAGAAAUCAGAACUUCCCACUACUGUUAAAACUGACCUAGAUGUGAAUAAUGUAGCUGACCCCGAGUACAUCACAAGUAAUUUGGAGGGGAUAGGAGCUCUAGGAGAAAGUCAUUUGUCGUUAAAUUAUGCAUAUAGCCGGAAAUAUUCCACAACUUUGAAGAUAUUGAAGCCAUUUAGACCUUCAAAUAAAGAUGGUAAACUGCCUGUAAAUAAAGUUGGUAUAUUCUCCUACAUAGCGGUAUCAUGGAUUUCUUCCCUUGUAAUGAGGAUAUACAAACGCAGAGGCCAGGCACUAAAGGAGGAGGAUGUCUGGGAGUGUUCUGACUGGGAGACCAGUAGCGUCAACGCUGACAGACUAGAUAAGCUAUGGAGGAAAGAAGUCGAGGAUCAUGGCAAAGGAAAGGCGUCGUUUUUGAGGACAUGGCUGAAAUUUACACAAACGCGUUUAUAUGUAUCAAUUUUCCUUGUUCUGUUGAAUGCAGUUUCAACUUUUUUCAUGACUGGUUAUAUUACAAACCUGGUCAUCAGUUACCUGGAAUCGGAAGAAUCCAAUCUCGGUGUGGCUAUAGCGCUCUUGACGGGAAAUUUCUUCGGUCAAAUUCUCCGAGCAACAUCAUUCAAUUUAUUGAUCAUGUUUGGAGUACAUACAGGUGUACGGUAUCGUGCUGGUGUGUUGGGAUUGGUUUAUAAGAAAUUCAUGAAAGUUCAAAGUUUGCCAGGAAAGGUUUCCUCUCAGGUAAUUACCAUAUUUGGUACCGACGCCCUCAGACUGCACAUUAACUGUGUAACACUCGCCUUCCUGUUGGCGGUUCCUGUCUACAUCAUUAUAGCGACCAUCUACUCUUACUACCUGAUAGGACCUUGGUGUGUUAUUGCUCUAAGUGUCUUCAUAUUUUGCUAUCAAGUUCAGGCACGAUUGAACGUAAUGAUAUCAAACCUCAGAAGAAAAACUCUAGUUUUCACAGACCAGCGAAUACGAAAAAUGAAGGAGGUGCUUUAUAGUAUGAAAAUGAUAAAAAUGUAUGGUUGGGAAGACUCAUUUCUAGAUGUUAUUAAAGCAAUAAGAACAAAUGAGGUGAGGAUAUUGAUGAAGGCGGCGGUUAUAAAUUCUGUGGCCAGUGCAAUCAUUCCGAUAACGCCUUCCGUAGCCACUGUCUCAACCCUCGCUGCUUAUAUGGCAUUUGGAAAUGACAUUACAGCGUCAACGGCCUUCGCUUUAGCUGCUACGAUGGAAUUUCUCCGCGUACUAUUGACCAGUGUGCCUUUUGCUACGAGGAUGUACGGAGAAUCGAAAGUCGCCAUGAAACGGAUAAAGAAAUUUCUAAUUCGGGACGAGUAUACACCACCGACUAACCAGGUUAAAGAUGAAAUGAAUGCUGUCGAAAUUCACGACGGUGUUUUCCAAUGGGAAGAUUUAACUGAUUUACCAAAUGAAAAUGAUAAGAAGAAAAAGAAACAGAAAAAGAAAGAAGAAGAGAAAAAUGUUUUGAACUCCCCGCGGUCUGAAAGCACUGCAUCCUUUAAUCUUGACGAUAUCCAGUUUAAUGUUAAAAAGGGACACCUUGUUGGUAUUUGCGGGUCUGUAGGCAGUGGGAAAUCGUCUUUGAUGUCUGCCAUUCUGGGUCGUAUGCCGAAAUUAACAGGUCAUCUUGCAGUAGACGGGUCUGUCGGCUACGCUGCUCAACAAGCGUUUAUAUUCAAUGGAACCUUAAGGGAAAAUGUUCUAUUUGGGAAAUCAUACGACAGCAUAUGGUAUAAAACAGUUAUAUAUGCCUGUGGGCUAGAACCCGAUAUUGCUUUGCUGCCAAAUGGAGAUCAAACUGAGAUUGGAGAAAGAGGGAUCAACAUCAGCGGAGGACAGAAACAAAGAUUGAGUCUUGCACGUGCGGUCUACAGUAAAAGCGACAUAUAUCUUCUUGACGACCCUUUGUCAGCCGUUGAUGUCCACGUUGGCCGACAUUUAUUCCACAAAUGUAUAAAAAAAACAUUGAAAGGGAAAACCAUUAUAUUGGUCACUCAUCAAUUACAGUAUCUUCAUCAUUGUGACGAGAUCCUGGUAAUUGAGGAGGGUAAGAUAGCUGAACGGGGCCAGCAUGAUGAUCUGAUAGCACGAAAUGGUUACUAUGGCUCCAUGAUGGGUCAAUUCCACGCUACAACGUCCCACAACGCAGCAACAGGAGAUAGCAAAGAGUCACCGUCACAACAAAGUCAAAACCAAUCACCGGACAAAUCGAAGGAGACAGAUUCAAAAUCAGACGAAAAUAAAGGUAAUCUAACGGAGAAAGAAGAAGCGCGAGUAGGCGACGUGUCCUGGGGAACAUACAAGUCUUAUAUAAAUGCCGGUGGUGGCUAUGUACCUAUGACAGUCGUAAUGUUUCUAGUCAUCAUCUCAGUCGCUGUGCUUGUAUUUACAGACUGGUGGCUAGGCAUCUGGCUCCGAGAUAACGACGAAUAUGCCAAGUAUCUCGGAGGAAACAUCACAUUUAACAACACAGUGCCUCCAAAUACAUCAACGCCUAACUCCAUAUCAAACUUUAAUCAAACAUAUAAUAUAGAAAAUAACAACUCCACAUUCUUAGGACCAUCUGAAGAUAGUCAUGCAAGGCUGCGGUUCUAUAUAUCUAUCUAUAUAGGCUCAAUGAUUGGGAUCUUGGUAUUCACCAUCAUUAAAGGACUCGCUCAAUCCAUGAUGAUGAUGCGAUCUACCAGAUUAUUACACAACAGAGCUUUAGCAAAUAUCAUGAAGGCUCCCAUGUCGUUCUUUGAUGCCAACCCAGCGGGACGGAUCCUCAACAGAUUUUCUCAGGAUUUAGAUGAAAGUGAUGUCUUUCUUCCUAUCUACAUUGACGUAUUGCUUCGAUUGUUGGUAAUGACUGUCAUGUCCCUCGCGUCGGCCAUUUACAAUCUCCCAUGGACUUGUAUCGCUAUUGUCGUCGUUUGUGUUGUGUUUUAUAUCUUCAAAACGAUUUCUGCCGAAUCCACCAGACAGAUAAAACGAUUUGAAACCAUUGUGAAAUCUCCAUUACUAAAUCACGUGACUGCUUCCGCGCAAGGUCUCUUUACAAUCGUCUCAUUUAAACAACAGAAGCAAUUCAUCAAAGAAUGUAUGAAAUUUACGGAUGUGACGUCAACGGGCCUGUUCUUAUUUGAAGGGAUGAUGAGGUGGAUAGAACUAAGACUUGAUGUCACUGCCUCGAUAAUGAUAGUGGCCACGAUGUUGGCCAUGGUCUUAAUGAAGGGAACCAUCCCUCCUGCAUUUGCCGCUUUGUCCUAUACCUUGUGUGUCAGGGUGGUAUCGUCCAUGCAGUUUAUAGUCAGGGUAGCAAACGAAACAGAAUCCCGGUUCACCUCCGUUGAGCGGAUACAUGAUUAUGAAUCGAACAUAGAGACGGAGGAGGACUCUGCUUCAGUGAUUCCGGACGAAAGUUGGCCACAGGACGGACGUCUUAUUUUUUCCAAUGUCAUGAUGCGCUACCGGAAAGACAUGGAUCCCGUUUUAAGAAACAUCAGUUUCGAUAUCAAACCAAAACAGAAGGUCGGCAUCGUAGGCAGGACAGGUGCUGGUAAGUCUUCCCUAGCCACAGCGCUGUUUCGUCUGUGUGAACUGUCAGAGGGACAUAUAUCCAUAGAUGGCAUGGACAUCGCGCAUAUCCCACGUAAAACUCUGCGGUCCCGUUUGGCCACGAUACCUCAAGAUCCUGUGCUCUUCACCGGUACCCUCAGAUACAACUUGGAUCCAUUUGACAAGUAUACAGAUGAAGUUGUAUGGGCAGCUGUAGAACAAGCCCAUAUGAAGGAAAAGAUCAAAUCGUAUGGUGAUAAACUUCAAAUGAAAGUGGAAGAGAAUGGAGAAAACUUUUCUGUAGGAGAAAGGCAGCUCAUCUGUCUGGCACGAGCUAUCCUCAGACGAAAUAAGAUUCUGGUCCUGGACGAAGCAACAGCGUCCAUCGACACGUCCACAGACGCCAUGAUUCAGCAGACGAUACGGGAGAGCUUUUCUGACUGUACCGUCCUGACGAUCGCUCACAGACUCAACACUGUUCUACAUUGUGACGUCAUUUUGAUCCUUGAGGCAGGAGAGGUUCUAGAGACAGGGAAACCGCAAGACCUAUUGUCAAAUCCAGAGUCUGUAUUCAAUAGGAUGAUCCGGGCACAAACCGUCAAAACUCCGUCACCGUAACUCACAGUCAUCUACUGUAACCAUGGGCACACUAGAAGCCCAAUCAUAUGUCAAGACACAAUGCGGCGCC
Messenger RNA from Ylistrum balloti, 4387 nucleotides. Its product is annotated as ATP-binding cassette sub-family C member 5-like. The transcript is spliced from 32 exons. Gene Ontology annotation, biological process: transmembrane transport. The coding region runs from base 91 to 4317 and encodes 1408 amino acids. The record is from RefSeq and is a predicted model, not a curated record. Gene Ontology annotation, cellular component: membrane. Gene Ontology annotation, molecular function: ATP binding; ABC-type transporter activity; ATP hydrolysis activity. Lineage: Eukaryota; Metazoa; Mollusca; Bivalvia; Pectinida; Pectinidae.